Messenger RNA from Salvia hispanica, 1636 nucleotides. Its product is annotated as ABC transporter E family member 2-like. The record is from RefSeq and is a predicted model, not a curated record. Lineage: Eukaryota; Viridiplantae; Streptophyta; Magnoliopsida; Lamiales; Lamiaceae. Gene Ontology annotation, molecular function: ATP hydrolysis activity; ATP binding.
GAAAGAAUAGAGAGAGAUGUGGAAUGAGGAACGGACACAUAUGAGCUCCGAUGAGGAUAUAAGCCAUCGUCAUGGCCCUAAAGGCCCUAGAUCCUUCAGAUUGCACAGAUUACCUGUACCGAGAGCUGGGCAAGUUCUGGGCCUCGUGGGAGCUAAUGGCACUGGAAAAUCUACUGCACUCAAACUUUUGACUGGAAAGUUGAAACCUAACUUGGGACGCUAUUAUGAUCCUCCUGAUUGGCAAGAAAUUUUGGCUUAUUUUAAAGGAUCUGAGCUGCAAAAUUACUUCAUCCGUAUUCUUGUAGAUAAUUUGAAGGCAAUCAUGAAGCACCAGUGGCUGAAUUGCAUCCCUAAGGUUGAUCAAUGCAACGUUGGGAAAUAUCUUAGUGAGGCAGAUGAGAGAGAUAUGAAACAAGAAAUUGUUGGUGAGCUUGAUUUGAUUCAGGUUAUGGACCGUAAUGUGGAACAUUUAUCUUAUGGAGAGCAUCAGAGGUUUGCAAUAGCUCUUUUUGCUGUACGGAAUGCAGAUAUCUAUAUAUUUGAUGAGCCAUCAAAUUAUCUUGAUGUUAAACAAAGAUUAAAAGCUGCCCAAGUUAUCAGAUCCUUGCUUCAACCUAAUAACUAUGUGAUUGUGGCAGAUCAUGAUCUUAGUGUGCUUGAUUAUUUGUCGGACUCCAUAUGCUGCCUUUAUGGGAAACCUGGUAAAUAUGGGGUUGUUACUCUUCCAUUCUCUGUCAGAGAAGGAAUUGAUAUUUUCCUGGCUGGAUUCGUGCCAACCCAAAAUUUUAGGUUUAGAGAUGAAUCUCUUACAUUUAAGGUACUUAAAUCUUGUACUCCUAAAGAAAAUGCUGAACAAACUGAAACAACAUGUGCAAGACACAAGUAUCCAACCAUGACUAAGACUCAGGGAAACUUCAGGCUCAAGGUUGUGGAGGGUGAAUUCACUGAUUCACAAAUUAUUGUGAUACUUGGAGAAAAUGGGACAGGAAAGUCAACCUUCCUACAGAUGCUGGCUGGCGUUUUGAAGCCUGAUGUGGAAAUUCCUAUUCCUGAGUUCAAAGUCUCUUACAAGCCACAGAGAUUCAGUACUAGUUCUGAGUGUAGCGUGAGAAGCAUGUUGCGUUCAAACAUUCGUGAUGCAUACACGGAUCCUCAGUUUGUAUCGGAUGUGAUGAAGCCUCUGCUAAUUACAAAAUUGAUGGAUACAAAGGUUUUGUAUCUUCAUGAGGAAGAAUUAGAGAGACUUGCCCUCACUCUUUGUCUUGGAAAACCAGCUGAUGUAUAUUUGAUAGAUGAGCCAAGUGCGUUUCUUGACCCAGAGCAGCGUAUCGUUGCUUCGAAUGUCAUUAAGAAAUUCAUACGACAAGCGAAGAAGAGUGCGUUUGUUGUGGAGCAUGAUUUCACCAUGGCAACAUACCUUGCUGACAGGGUGAUUGUGUACGAGGGAAAGCCAUCCAUUGAUUGUGUAGCCAAUUCACCUCAAUCACUAUUAACUGGAAUGAACCUCUUCUUAUCUCGCUUGGAUAUCACAUGCACAAGGGACCCCGCAAACUUCCGGCCAAGAAUCAACAAACUGGAGUCGACCGGGGACCAAGAGCAGAAGGCCACUGGGUCUCACUAUUAUAUUGCUGACUAA